This is a messenger RNA of Musca domestica (house fly), 4992 nucleotides long. Its product is annotated as ATP-binding cassette sub-family C member 10. The coding region runs from base 217 to 4731 and encodes 1504 amino acids. Gene Ontology annotation, molecular function: ATP hydrolysis activity; ABC-type transporter activity; ATP binding. Gene Ontology annotation, cellular component: membrane. Lineage: Eukaryota; Metazoa; Arthropoda; Insecta; Diptera; Muscidae. The transcript is spliced from 11 exons. Gene Ontology annotation, biological process: transmembrane transport. The record is from RefSeq and is a predicted model, not a curated record.
GAUCAGCUGUCAAAUCAAUGUUUACUUUUUUUACUGCGGUUUGUUAGGUUCAAAGGAAAAGGGAUUGCUUAUUAGUCACAAGAAUUCAAUUGUUAUCAAAUUUACAUUUUCCAUCGUGCGAUGGACAAUCAAGGCAUUGAACUGGUGAACAAUAAAACAACAUAAAACGUCAUCAGCAAUCGCUUGCAUACGCCGGAAAAAAUCGAGGAUUUCACUAUGUCAGCGGAUCUUAAUUGGAAUUUUGCCUGGCAUUGGUCGGAGUUUUGUUCGACAGGAGUAAAACCAUUUGCGGCCGGCAUAAAUGAUUUAUUGCCAUGUUUCCAAGAAAUCGUUUUACAAUUUCCCAUUUAUACUGUAUUCGCUGCAAUAUCUGCCUAUAACUUUGGAGUAUUUUCAAGAAAUGUUGCUCGAAAUCGUACCCAACUGAUAGCCAUAAAUUGCAGAGUUUUAAUCUCCCUAAUGCUGGCCGCUCUACCGAUAUUGAAAAUAUUUCAAUUUUAUCGUAUGGGUAUUAAGUUAUAUGCUGCAGAUGUCUUGGUAGUUUGUGCAGAAUGUAUUAUGUGGGUAGUGCAUGGAGUCUAUUUACUUUCUUCACGAAAUUAUGGAGAUGUAAAUCACCGAGGACCCUUAGUCAUGACUGUUAUGUGGCUAGCUGUGUUUGUACUCGAUGCAGUUUGGUUACGUGCAAGUCGGCAUUAUGAUUGGUGGCCCUGGAGUUUGGCCACUUUAUUACUAGAUCUUUGCUAUGUUGUCACAUUACUGCCCAAGGGCAAUGCAGUGUAUGCAGCACAACGUUUGCCGCAUCAAGAUAGCCUAUCCGAAACUACAUCACUUUUGUCACAGCGUUACACACAUUUCCAUUUCGAUUUCAAUGAAGUUCAUCUGGGACAUGCCCAGGAUGAGGCUAAUUUUGGAUCACGCCUACUUUUCCAUUGGGUUGGUCCCCUAAUAGCCAAAGGCCUAGCUGGAAAUUUGAAAAGAAUUGAAGAUCUCUUUGAUCUACCGGAGGCUUUGAAUAUAUCACGUUUGAGUGAAAAAUUACAAAUUAGCAUAUCCAGAUCUAAGAACCUUAUUUGGGCCCUACACAAGGCGUUUGGCAAAGAGUUUUAUUCAAUAGGUAUUUUACGUUUUAUUGCGGAUACGACAAGUUUUGCUGGUCCCCUUUUAUUGGGUGGUUUAUUGAGUCAGGCUGCCAUUACAGCAGACAAUGAGGCGGAGGAAACAAAUUGGAAACCAUAUCUCUAUGCCUUGGGCUUACUGGCAACACAGUUGGUGUAUGCCUUCUGUUCGUGCCACUUUAUGUGGCGCAUGUCCUUGAUUGGCAUGAAAAUGAGAAUUGGUGUGGUUAGUGCCAUUUAUCGCAAAGCAUUGGAGGCAAGGGGCCUAAAGGAUGCAACACCGGAAGUAUUAAAUCUCAUGUCCACCGAUACAGAUAGGAUUGUUAAUUCCUGUAUAUCAUUUCAUUCAUUCUGGAGUAUACCAUUCCAAUUGUUUACAACCUUGUAUUUACUUUACACUCAGUUGGGGGCAGCAUUUUUGGCUGGUGUUAUUUUUGCCACAGCCCUUAUACCCAUAAAUCGUUGGUUGGCCAAACGUAUUGCUUAUUAUUCACAGGGACUGAUGACAGCCAAAGAUGCUCGCCUCUCGGCCACAAGUGAAACAAUGUCUGGGGCGAAGCAAAUUAAAAUCAAUGCCUGGGAAGAUGUGUUCAUAAAGAAAAUAUUGAAUUUACGUCAGGAAGAAGUGAAAUUUCUGGGUAAACGUAAAUAUUUGGAUGCCUGGUGUGUUUAUUUUUGGGCCACCACACCGGUGUUAAUGUGUUUCCUUACAUUUGGGGUAUCCGUUUGGAUGGGCAAUCCAUUGAUUGCCUCUACAACCUAUACAAGUGUGGCAUUGUUGAACUUGCUUAUUGGUCCACUUAAUGCCUUUCCUUGGGUGUUAAACGGCUUGGUUGAGGCAUGGAUUUCAGUGAAACGGGUACAGGAACUGAUUGAUCUCAAGGAUUUGGAUUUUUCUUCGUACUACAAUCCUAUCAUAAAGGCCAGUUCCAUUUUAUCAUCGGUGGAGGAACCCAUAACAGUGUUGCAGUUAAAAGAUGCCACAUUUGAAUAUGAGGCCGAGGCAAUUGAAAAUGAUUUACAAAUUACCACAUUCCGUUUGGAACAAAUCAAUAUGGAGGUCAAAAAGGGUGAACUUGUGUGCAUUGAGGGACCUGUGGGCUCGGGAAAAAGCAGCUUGAUUGCCGCCAUUGUGGCUGGCAUAAACUGCAUAGAAGGUUCCAUUUGUAUACAUGAUCUAACAUCGGGAUUUGGUUAUGUCCCUCAAACACCAUGGCUACAACGUGGCACCAUACGUGACAAUAUUAUUUGGGGUGGUGUAUUCGAUGAGCAAUGGUACAAAUCAGUAUUAUUUGCAUGUGCCUUAAAUGAAGAUAUAAUUGCUUUGGGCGGGGACCUAGUGGGUAUUGGCGAAAACGGUCGAACAUUGUCUGGUGGACAAAGGGCCCGUGUGGCAUUGGCCAGAGCUGUGUAUCAGGAUAAGAAAUUUUAUCUCAUGGAUGAUAUUUUGGCAUCUCUAGACGCCCAUGUAGCCAAACAUAUUGUUAAGCAUUGUAUUUUAAAUUUACUAAAAGACAAGACACGAAUUAUUAUAACACGAAAUACCAGCUUAUUUUAUCAUGCCAAUCAGAUUCUACAUUUGGAAAAUGGAAAACUAACCAUGAGCGAAUACAUGACAGAGAGCAUUGACUUAAGUUUAGAAGACUCAAAUGAUGAGGAGGCCCACAUGAUGGAAAGGCGUUCAUCAAUAAAUCUAGAUGAAUUGCAAAAGGAUGGUGACAAUAAGAGUGUGGAUAGUAUAAUGUUGGAGGAAUCUCGAGAAUAUGGCCACUUGGCAAUGAAUGUAUUUUCAUGCUAUUGGAAAGCCGUCUCCUCACCCUUGGCAAUAUUGGUUUUAUUCUCAGUGGUAUUUAUGCAAAUUACAAGAAAUUUAUCAGAUGCAUGGUUGGCCCAUUGGGUUACAGACUCCACAUUAGAUGGCAAUACAAAUGACACGGCAAACGAUACGAAUCCAAUGCUACAUGUCGUACAACCUUUGAGCGUGUUUUCAAAUGAUUCCAAUAAUACUGCAGCCCAUACGACUGGUUAUUACUUGGGCAUCUAUGCCUCGCUGACUAUUACCAAUUCUCUGGUAACAAUGGCAAGAUCAUUUCUCUUUGCCUAUGCCGGUUUGAAGGCAGCCAAGUUUAUACACAAUAAGCUGCUCAAUAAGGUUAUGUAUGCCAAAUUCAGUUUCUUUGAUGUCACAUCGGUGGGACGUAUUCUGAAUCGUUUCUCCUCAGAUACCUAUACCGUGGAUGAUUCCCUACCAUUCAUUCUGAAUAUUUUACUCGCUCAAGUUGUGGGACUUGUGGGUGCAAUAGUCAUUAGUCUCUAUGCCAUGCCUUGGUUGGGUAUAAUCAUUGUGCCCAUGGUCCCAAUAUAUUUAAGUUUACAACAUCGCUAUCGACAUGCAUCACGUGAUAUAAAACGACUGUCCAGCAAUGCUUUAUCGCCUCUCUACACCCACUUCACAGAAACUUUACAGGGUUUAAACACCAUACGAACAAUGCGUGCCAGUUCUAGAUUCCAAAGGGAUUUCCAUGCCAAGUUGGAGGAGAGCAUUAAGGCCCAGCUAACAUCGUCGGCAGCCCAGAAUUGGCUUAGCAUGCGUUUACAGCUGUUGGGCGCCGUAUUGGUGGGUGGUGCCGGUAUUUUGGCUGCGGUAACCUCCGCCCAUGCAAGUAACCCCGGCCUGGUGGGCUUGGCAAUCUCCUAUGCUUUAAGUGUCACCCAUAUUUUGGGUGGUGUCCUCAAUGCUGUGGCUGAAACGGAACAGGAAUUGGUGGCCGUGGAACGUAUUGAGCAAUAUUUGAAUAUUGAAGGAGAAGAAAAUUCGGAAGGCACCAUAAAUCCACCAUUUGGUUGGCCUGCCCAGGGAUCCAUAGAUUUUCGAAAAGUUGAAUUACGCUACCGAGAACAUUUGGCACCUGCCUUACACGAUAUAUCCUUCAAAACCGAAGCCUUUGAACGUUUAGCCAUUGUGGGCCGUACAGGCGCAGGGAAAUCUUCAAUAUUGGCCGCCUUAAUACGCGUGGCACCCAUAACAAGGGGUGAAAUUCUCUUAGACUGUGUUAAUUUAAAAACUUUGUCUCUCCACACUCUGCGAGAUCGCAUUGGCAUCAUACCGCAGGAACCAUUCCUUUUCGAGGGCACCGUAAGAGAAAAUCUUGAUCCACGUGGAGCUCACUAUGACUCGGAAAUUUGGCAUGCAAUUACCAAUUGCAAUGCCGUCACCUGUUUGGUACAAUCAAUGGGUGGUUUGGAUGGCAAACUGGAGCGGGGUGGCAUCAAUCUAUCGGCUGGACAAAAACAAUUACUGUGUCUAGCUCGAGCCCUACUAAAAAAUUCCAAAGUCGUAUGCAUAGAUGAGGGAACCUCCAAUUUAGAUGAAGAUUCUGAAUUUGCCAUGCAUCAAGCCAUCAAAUCAUCCUUUAAGAGUUCAACAGUCAUCUUCAUUGCCCAUCGGCUGCAAGGUUUGCACAGCAUGGAUCGCAUUAUUGUCAUGGAUCAGGGUCAGAUACGUGAACAAGGUUCCCCCCAAACCCUAGCCCAAGAUAGCUCAUCGUUGUUCUAUAGUAUGCUACAAGCUCAACACAUUGACAAGGAACAAUUUUGCCAACGUGAUAAUUGAGCCAAAGACUUACUAUUUUUAAUAAUUAUUUUUAAAUUUUAUUAUUUUUUUUUUAAUUAAUAUCUAAUACAUGUAUAUGUACGUUUUAUUUAUGUUGUCACAUUCAAUGUUCCCCAUGUAGAGAGUAAUAUUUUAUUGUUAAAAAUUUAUAAUUAUAAAGGAAACAAUGUAUAUAACAAAUUCAAUUAAAAUAGUUGCAAUUUUAAAUUAAUUUAAAUGUUCACUUUUUUAAAUAAACAAUAACAUAUAUAUUAAUAGUAA